UUCAGUCUUUACUUUACUCACUUUAACCUAAGCUAAAAACUAACCCAAGAAAAAGCAAAACCAUUUCUUCAUUUUCUCUCUCCUCUCUGUUUGAAAUCAUCAUCAUCGUCUUCGAGUAAAGAAACGGACACAAAAAAAGAGAGUAUUCUAGAAGGAAUCUUUUAGGGUUUCGAACUUUGAAAUGGCGAGUCCCCGGAUUCCGGCGACUCCUUCGCCGGUAAAUUUGCGACCGAUUACUAUUACGCCGGGAUCGAGGAUUCUAGACGUUUCUACUCCGUCGACUAACGGCCGGUCUUCUUUUCCCGAUGACGGGAUCUGGAAGCGUCUUCGUGAAGCUGGGUUUGAUGAGGAUUCUAUUCGACGCAGAGAUAAAGCUGCUCUUAUCGCUUAUAUUGCUAAACUUGAAGCUGAGGUUUAUGAGCUUCAACACAACAUGGGCCUUCUUAUUUUGGAACGGAAGGAUCAUGCUUCAAAGCACGAAGAAGUUAGAUUUUCUGCUGAUUCUGCUGAAGUAAAACACAUGCGCAAUCAAGCUGCAUUAUCAUCAGCUUUAGUUGAAGCAAGGAAGCGAGAAGAUAACCUGAAGAAGGCCUUAGGAGUCGAAAAGGAAUGUGUGGCAAAUAUUGAAAAAGCGUUGCAUGAAAUGCGUACAGAGUGUGCUGAAGUGAAGGUUGCAGCAGAGAGUAAAACUCUUGAAGCACGCAAUAUGUUUGAAGAUGCUCAGAGAAAGUACGUUGAGGCCGAGACAAAGCUGCACUCUGCUGAAUCUUUGCGAGAUGAAGCAAGGCGAUCUGAACGAGCAGCUGGAAGAAAGCUUCAGGAGGUUGAAUCCCGUGAAGAUGAUCUUCGCCGUAGAAUGGCAUCUUUUAAAUCUGAUUGUGAUGCCAAGGAGAAAGAAAUUAUACUUGAAAGGCAAUCAUUGGUGGAGAGACAGAAAGUUUUGACUGAAUCACAGAAUAAGUUGCUUGAUGGUCAAACUUUGUUAAAUCAGAGGGAAGCUGAUAUUCUUAGUAAAUCUCAAGCACUGAGAAGGAUUGAGAAAGAGUUGGAGGAUCAGAAAGAGAACAUUGCUGCUGAAAGGAAGAACUUAAUGAUGCAGAGGUCUAACUUGGAGCUAAAUGAGAUUUCCCUAUCUGAACGAGAGAAGGCUGUCAUUGAAAAGGAGGUGUUUUUGAACAGGAGUGAGCAAAAUUUGCUUAUUUCACAAGAAAAACUUGCAAACAAAGAACAUAUUGAAGUCCAAAAACUCAUAGCCGAACAGGAGAAUGCCAUGAGACGAAGAAAGGAUGAGUUAGAAGCAGAGCUCAUGGCGAAACAGAAACUGUCGGAAGAAGAUAUUGAGACAAAAAGAAGAGCCUGGGAGUUGAGGGACUUGGAUCUUAAGCAGCGGGAGGAUGUUAUUUUAGAGAAGGAGCAAGAUCUGGAGGUGCAAGCUAGGGUGAUAGCAGAUAAGGGCAAAGAUUUAGCUGAAAAGAUGAGAGUUCUGGAAGGGAAGGAGAAUCGUCUGCACAAAUCUGAGAAUGAGGUUGAGCUCAUGAAAAACACUUUGGAAAAAGAGAGGGAAGAGAUUGAUAAGGAAAAGAUUGACCUAGAGAAGUCUAUGCUUGCUUUGGAAGAGAAGAAGAAACAAAUAGCUGAGGCAGGAAAAAGGUUGGAUAUCAUGAAAAGUGAAUCAAGUGAGCUUCUCAUUUUAGAAACAAAAUUGGAAGAGGAAAUAUAUGCAAUCAGAGCUCAGAGUCUGCAACUUGAUGCUGAAGCUGAGAAAUUGAAGGUCGAGAAGGCAAAGUUUGAGACAGAGUGGGAGGUAAUUGAUGAAAAAAGGGAGGAACUGCGGAGGGAAGAAGAACGCAUAGCUGGGGAGAGACUGGUGAUUUCCAAGUUUCUCAAAGAUGAACGUGAUAGUUUAAAUUUGGAGAAAGAGGCUCUUCGCGAGCAAUACAAACAGGAUCUAGAAUCACUUUCUCUUGAUCGGGAAUCAUUCCGUAGUGAGAGUCAACGGGAGCGUUCUGAGUGGUUCACCAAAUUUCAGCAAGAACGUGCAGACUUCUUGCUAGAGAUUGAAUGUCGAAAGAGAGAGUUGGAGGAUUGUAUCAAUAAAAGGCGUGAAGAUAUCGAAAGCUACUUACAAGAGAAGGAGAAAGCAUCUGAAGAAGAGAAAAAGAGUGAACUUAUGUAUAUUAGGUCUCUGAAGGAAGAUCUGAUGAAGGAACAAGAACAUGUUGCUUCGGCAUUGAAGAAGCUCGAGAAUGAGAAGUUGGAAAUCAAGCUGGACCGAGAGCAGAGAGACAAGGCAUGGGCAGAGCUACAGAGUCUUAUUGAAGAGCUUCAGGUGCAAAGAAUUAAACUAAAGAAGCAGAGGGAACUGUUGCAUGCAGAUAGAGAAGAGAUACAUUCAAAGAUUGAACAACUUAAGAAAUUAGAGGAUUUGAAAGUCGAUUCUGACAGAAUUGUAGUUUCUCCUGCAAAGCAAACCUUUGCAGAGUCAACCCCUGAAGUACUUUUACGUUUCCCUUCUUUGGAGCCAACUCAGAAAGUCACAGCUGCAGAAGAUGGACAAGAUACAGGGAGUGAUUCACCACCUAGCUCUAAAGUUUCCUGGUUAAAAAAAUGUGCUACAUUGAUAUUUAAACCUUCACCUGACAAAGUUCCAUUGAUGCACAUUGAACAAUUGAACUCGGAGUGUGAAGAAGGAAACUCAGGGCUUUUUGGGAAAAAUAUUGUCAGCAUAGACGACAAAUCACGACCGGGAGAAGUCGAGUUUGUAAAAUCUGUGGGAAGUGCAGACCAGCCUGCUGGAUCUGCUUCAGAAGAACCAAAAGUGAUUCACGAGGUUCCUUCUGUGGAUGAAGGUAUAACAGAUCUCGAAGCAACUAAACAUGUGCAUGAAAGCUCUGCCCCUUCUGCAGUAAGUGCUGGGCGAAAAAGAAGAGUCGAUGACUCUAAUCCUGGAACUGAUGCUGCGGUUCUGAAUGACGAGAAAAUCAACAAGAAGAGGCGGCAGCAUCUUGUUGAUGCUCCUGAUGGGUCUCAUGUUGUCACUCCCCAUUGUGUGGAAUUCAAACAGCCUAGUGUUGAUGAUCAAUGUGUCGUCAGUUCAUCAACCCAAAGUAUAAGUAAAGAGAAUGAAGUUGAUGAAACCGAAAGAGAGUCUGAAGUCUCUCAGAAAAUAACUUACAAAUCUCAUCAUCAGAGCAAGCAAAUUGACUUUGACAAAUCUGCAUUGGUAGAAAAUGAAGCAUUGAGGUGUGUCAUUCGGGAGAGGACUGUGAUACAGGAAGUUCUGAUAGUGGAGGAUGUUGGAGAGACAAAGAAGGAUAAUGAGGAGGAAGAUGCUACUACUGAGAAAAUAGAGCUAGAGAAUGAGAAUCCUUCAAGCGCCAAAGUAGAGAUCCCAGAAAUUGUCCAGGGGAGAAGAACUCGGUCAAACUCCCAGAUGAAAUCAUAAACAGUUGGUUAUAUCAACUGCUCCAGCGAUUAUGCCAUGUUUUCCGUGUUCUGGAUUUUGGCAAUACAUGCACAGUUUUAAUUUUGAGCGUGCUCAAUCUAAGGGGGUUGAGUGAGUUCUUUUGACCUAGGUCUCCAAUAAUCUCUCUUGUGGACAUAUGCAUGUAAAUGACUUAGAUAAGUGUGAUUCAGGGUGUAUUUAGUAGAUCUUUAUAUGGUGUUUCGUGUAUUGUGUUGGUAUGUGUCACCAUAUGUUAUGAUUGGCAGCGCUUGUGCUGGUUUAGUGGUGUGUUGUGGUCGGCUCUUUUAUUGUCGACCAACGGCUAUGUUAGCUUAUGAGAAUGUUAUUGGUUCAGUUAGGUUCCUGAUUAACGGAACAUCUUGGAUUUUUACUGAGAGGUAAUCUAUAUCAUGAAUUUUUAUGCCA
Molecule: messenger RNA, 3871 nt
Organism: Spinacia oleracea (spinach)
Lineage: Eukaryota; Viridiplantae; Streptophyta; Magnoliopsida; Caryophyllales; Amaranthaceae
Product: protein CROWDED NUCLEI 4
Exons: 9
Coding region: 182-3445 (1087 amino acids)
Biological process (GO): nucleus organization
Cellular component (GO): nucleus
Source: RefSeq, a predicted model, not a curated record